Pectinophora gossypiella (pink bollworm) is the source of this 849-nucleotide messenger RNA. RefSeq names its product tetra-peptide repeat homeobox protein 1-like. The record is from RefSeq and is a predicted model, not a curated record. The coding region runs from base 1 to 849 and encodes 282 amino acids. The transcript has 5 exons. NCBI's taxonomy places the organism in Eukaryota, Metazoa, Arthropoda, Insecta, Lepidoptera, Gelechiidae.
AUGGUUGCAGUUGUUGCAGGGAUAUGCGAACACAACAAGGAUCGGCUCGGACAGUCGCUGCUUGUGCCACGUGACAAAACAGAAAAGGAAAGCGGGUCCCGUGUGAAGCAACCGGCUGGAUAUAGGUUGCUCAACCAACCUGGUGACGGCGUCAACACACCAAAUCUCAUACGUAUUAGCAUGCGGCGCGCGCGUAGCCCCGCUGCCGCCCCGCUGCUGGUAGUGGUGGUGUGCGCUUGCGCAGCCGUGCUGGCCGAGCCUGGUAAGGUGCUGCAGAAGAGGAGCGGGCUGGUGGGUCACCUGGGCGGGUACGGGCUGGGUCACGGACUGGGCCACGGGGUGGCCGCCGGCUACGGGCUUGGUUACGGAGUGGGCGCGCUGGGCGGCGUGGGCCAAGUGGUGGGCGCGGACGUGCACACCACCGUCACCAAGCACAUCGGCGUCCCCGUGCCCGCGCCCUACCCCGUGCCCGUCGACAGACCCGUGCCAUACCCCGUCAAAGUCCCAGUAGCGGUGCCGGUGGACCGCCCGGUGGCCGUGCCGGUGCCGCGGCCGUACCCGGUGGCCGUGGACAGACCCGUCGCCGUGCCCGUGGACCGGCCCGUGCCCGUGCCCGUGCCCCACGCGGUGCCCGUGCCCAUCAUCAAACAGGUCGGCGUGCCGGUACCACAGCCGUACCCGGUGGCGGUGGCCAAGCCGGUAGCCGUGCCGGUGGCGGCGCACGCGCCCGUGCUGCACGACGCCGGCCUGCACGGAAUAGGCUUGCACGGACUCGGCCUGCAUGGCAUUGGCCUGCACGGACACGCGAGCGGGCUGCACGGACUCGGUUUGCACGGCAAAAUCUGGUGA